CAUGCUUUCCCGCCUCAACACACCGCUAGCCCAGAUCAUCAUUCUGGGCUUCGUCGCCUUCUGCUCUCCAGGCAUGUUCAAUUCCCUCUCUGGUCUUGGAGCAGGAGGCAGAAUGGGUUCAGAUGUCGCCUUGGUCGACUCCGCCAACGCUGCCCUGUAUGCUUGCUUUGCCAUUGUUGGUUUCUUCGCUGGUUCUGUGGUCAACACCUUUGGUCCCAAGUACACCCUUAUGGUCAGUACUUUAGGUUAUAUCAUUUACAGCGCUUCUCUCUGGGUAUACGAUGUCAAGGAAAAUAGUGGAUUCGUUAUCGCUGCCGGUGCCAUUCUUGGUUGCUGCGCUGGUGUUUUCUGGACAGCACAAGGUGCUAUCAUGAUGGCUUAUCCAGGUGAACAAGAAAAGGGUCGUUUUGUAUCUAUCUUUUGGACCAUUUUCAAUCUUGGUGGUGUCCUCGGCUCCCUCAUUCCGCUUGGAAUGAACUUGACCAAUGGUGGUCAUGGUGGUGUCUCCACUGCUACCUACACAGUGUUCGUCGUCAUCAUGGGCGUAGGUACUGUUCUUUGUGUGCUCAUUGCCCCUCCUUCCAAAGUGGUUAGAAAGGACGGCAGUACAGUUGAAGUGCACGCCAAUUUGGGAUGGAAGGAAGAACUCAAGGGUGUCCUUCGAGUUGUUUCUGAGUGGCGCAUUCUUGCUUUGAUCCCAGCUUUCCUUGCCUCCAACUGGUUCUAUGCCUAUCAAUUCGGCUUGAAUGCCAUCUACUUCGAUAUCCAAACCCGUGCCUUGAAUGGUGUGGUUUACUGGGCUGCUCAAAUUCUUGCCUCCAUCAUGUUGGGUUUCCUUUUGGAUUACAAGGGCCUUCCCCGUCGCACGCGUGGUCUUCUCGGUUUGGGCGUGACAGCUGCUGUCUCUAUGGCAGUUUGGGCUGGUGGUCUUGCCUUCCAACUCACCUUUGACCGCUCUUUCUCUACCCCCAUCAACUGGAACACUCCUGGAUUUGGUGGCCCGUUCUUCCUUUACUUGAUGUAUGGCUUCACUGAUGCUCUUUAUCAAUCCUAUCUCUACUGGCUUAUGGGAGCCAUGAGCAACGACUCCAAUACUCUUGCUCGCUAUGCCGGUUUCUACAAGGCUGUUCAAUCCGCUGGUGGUGCUAUCUCUUUCGGUAUUGAUGCCGUUCACACCGACCUUGUGAUUGAGCUCGCUAUCUGCUGGGCGCUGGUCGCCAUCUCUUUGCCCUUGAUCUUCCUCGUCGCCCGACAAGUCAACAAUACCAAUGUUGAAGGAAACGUAGAUGUAGUCGGCGGAGAAAAGAGAGAUUUGGAGAAGCUUGAUUCAGGCAAAGGCACCAUCAUGAACAAGGACGAUGCUAGUUUCUAAAGCGAAUCGGUUUGAAUGCUGCAUCAUAGCGAAAGCUCUUCACUGUAUUUGUAAAGAAAACUAUAGUUAUAAGAGGCACAUUGUCUUUACUGCCUCUUUUUGUUUAAUUUUCACCCUGU
This is a messenger RNA of Umbelopsis ramanniana AG, 1491 nucleotides long. RefSeq lists its product as uncharacterized. The record is from RefSeq and is a predicted model, not a curated record. Gene Ontology annotation, molecular function: transmembrane transporter activity. The transcript is spliced from 2 exons. NCBI's taxonomy places the organism in Eukaryota, Fungi, Mucoromycota, Umbelopsidomycetes, Umbelopsidales, Umbelopsidaceae. Gene Ontology annotation, biological process: transmembrane transport. The annotation marks the transcript as partial.